ACCCACCUCCAUCCAUCUCACAGCUUGAAGCUUUCCCUGCAUCGUUUCCUUCUGCUCACCGUCGUUCUCCUCUUGCAACUCAGCGAAAGCGAAGCAUGGGUUCCGCCGCUCUGGAUCAGAAGCUGGCCAUGGCCAAGCGCUGUUCCCAUGAGGGAGCCAUGGCGGGAGCAAAGGCGGCCGUCGUCGCAAGUGUUGCAGCUGCCAUCCCGACGUUGGCUAGCGUUAGGAUGCUGCCAUGGGCGAGGUCCAACCUCAAUCCUACUGCUCAAGCCCUCAUCAUCUCCACAGCCGCGGGAGCGGCCUACUUCAUAGUCGCCGACAAGACGGUGCUGGCAUCGGCCAGGAAGAACUCCUUCAAGAACAGUUACCAAGGCAACACUGACUGACGUGCCUACGAAGUAAAAGCUCUAUAAUGUAUGCGACUACUGUCGCAUGUAUAAUGGGUGGGACGUCGCCUAAGCUCCGUUGUUCCAAUUUUGUUCAGCAAGAAUUCGAAUCAAAUAAGAAACACAGACAGUCUCGUCUUCAAAUUGAGUCCAACUCUUAGUGAGAAAAAUGUGGCUUCCAUGUCAGGCGGGUUUCCGGCAGUCUUUCUCCUUCCACGACUGAUUUGACCGCUGCUACAGGUAUACGCGGGCCCGAUGUGAUGGAUGUCACUCCUUAGAUUACAUGGAUGUCAUGUUGUUUCUCA
Messenger RNA from Musa acuminata AAA Group (dessert banana), 691 nucleotides. RefSeq names its product early nodulin-93-like. The coding region runs from base 96 to 386 and encodes 96 amino acids. The record is from RefSeq and is a predicted model, not a curated record. NCBI's taxonomy places the organism in Eukaryota, Viridiplantae, Streptophyta, Magnoliopsida, Zingiberales, Musaceae. The transcript has 4 exons.